Molecule: messenger RNA, 4621 nt
Organism: Carassius carassius (crucian carp)
Lineage: Eukaryota; Metazoa; Chordata; Actinopteri; Cypriniformes; Cyprinidae
Product: cadherin-11-like
Exons: 14
Coding region: 377-4339 (1320 amino acids)
Biological process (GO): cell-cell junction assembly; calcium-dependent cell-cell adhesion; adherens junction organization
Cellular component (GO): adherens junction; catenin complex; plasma membrane
Molecular function (GO): cadherin binding; calcium ion binding
Source: RefSeq, a predicted model, not a curated record
GCAGAACCUUAAAACAUUCCGACUCAGACACAAUGAGAUACUCCGGUCGUGUUUAGUGCUCAAGCUGCUGACAAACAUUAUCUUAAUAUCAACGUUUAAGGGUUCAUCUUACAUCUUGUGACCUAACAUGUUUCCCUGAUCAAACCAAAAAUAUGGGAAUCACCAUCUGUGUUUAACUGGACCUAAAUGGAGAAAUAUAAUCCAAAAAAUCAGAUAAGAUUCUAAAUGACAACUGAGACUCACAAAGAAUAAGGAAUUUAGAAGAGGAGAUGAAUGGAUCAGCCUCCCACACUGCGAGACAGAGCGUGAGUGAAGGUCUAUCUUAUUGUACUUCCCCCUGUGGCAAACAUUGUCACUAAUAACGAAGUGAGGCACGAUGAGUGGCCAUAUCUGGGCUGCAUUGCUCUUUCUGUGCAUGUGCUUAGAGCUCGGGGGAAGCAGUGCUCGUCUAAAAAGAUGGAAGAGUGAGGAAACAGCAAGGAAAGAAUUUCAGGUGGAGCGUCUAGACAUGGAGGAAAGGCAAAGUGAGAUGUCAUUUACCAACACAGCAGGAACGCCAAGUUUAGCAAAGAAAAAUGAGGAUCAUUUGAUGAUUUCACCAAAAAGAAACAAAGAUGCAAUUGAGUCUGUAUCAGGACUGCAUCAUGCACAGAUGGAAGAAACUGCAAAAUUGGAAUUUGAAAUCAGAGUGACUCCAGUUUCGUUGUAUGGCACGAGUAUGAACACAGAUUCUACUCCACAUAAUAUGAAUAAUUAUUAUCCCAAAUCCAAAGAUAUCCCCGAAAUCACAAAGAUGACAUUAUUAACUCUUAGCCAGGACCAAGAUCGUUUCAUUCCCACUGAUCGAACUCCUGCAGUAGAGGAAACUAAAACUGACAGAUCCACUCUGGAUGGCCCAUUGGAUAUCAGUGUGAACCCUCUGAAGCCUCCACCUGGGUUAAAUAGCAGCGGACAGGAAGUAAAAAAAACUGUAAUGAUGGGAAACCAGGAAUCAGACAGCAGUGGGGAUUUCCACAGGAACUUUACUGGACGGGAUGAGAUGCCUUCACAAUCCCGCAGCCGAAGAAGCUGGAUCUGGAACCAGUUUUUUGUGAUAGAGGAAUAUAGUGGACCAGAACCAGUGCUGAUUGGACGGCUUCAUUCGAGUGUGGACAGGGGUGAUGGACGAACCAAAUACAUAUUAAAAGGUGAGGGGGCCGGUUCGGUGUUCGUUAUUGACAGCAGAACAGGGAACAUCCACGUCACCAAACCCCUUGACCGUGAGGAAAAGGACCAAUACCGCCUUAUCGCCACGGCAACAGACCGGCAGACGGGCCGAGCCCUGGAGCCUUCAUCCCAGUUCAUCAUCCGUGUGCAAGACAUCAAUGACAACCCACCUGUGUUCCAGGACGGCCCUUACAGCGCCACCGUGCCUGAGAUGGCCAACAUCGGCACAUCGGUUAUUCAAGUGACAGCCACAGAUGCUGAUGAUCCAACGUAUGGGAAUAGUGCCAAACUUGUGUAUUCAGUGGUUCAAGGCCAGCAGUACUUCACCGUGGACCCGCAGUCAGGUAUCUUGCGCACAGCGGUCCCUGAUAUGGACAGGGAAGCUCAGGCGCAGUACCAGGUGGUGCUCCAGGCAAGAGACAUGGGCGGCCAUCAAGGGGGUCUGACAGGGACAACCACUCUCACCGUGCACCUCAGUGAUGUCAAUGACAACCCACCUCGCUUCACUCAAAUUAUGUGGUCAUUUUCAGUCUCUGAAUUGGCCGUCCCCGGGGUGGAGAUUGGUCGUCUCUCGGCAACAGAUGCAGACCUGGGUGAAAACGCUCGGAUGGACUUUAUGAUCGUGGACGGAGAGGCAGGGGACACCUUCAACAUAACUGGAUUGAACCAAGAGGCUGUGAUUUUAUUAAACAAGGCUGUGGACUAUGAGAGGCGAAGCACCUACACUCUCGCAGUGGAGGUGCAAAACCCAAACGUGGACUCACGAUUCCUCAGACGAGGUCCGUUUAAGGACCGGGCAAUGGUGCGUAUCACGGUUCUGAACGCAGAUGAGCCGCCGAAGUUCUCCCGUUCACGGUACCGGCUGGAUGUGUCGGAAAACUGUCCUCCAGCAUGUGUGGUGGGAAGAGUGGCCGCUGUGGACCCGGAUACAGGCCUCAGUAACAACAUCAAGUACUCAAUUGAUCCCGAGUCGGACCCUGAGGCGCUGUUCCGUAUCGCCUCUGACAAUGGCCUCAUCACCACUGCCGUGGAAUUGGAUCGGGAACAGGAGCAAUGGCAUAACAUUACCGUCAUCGCCACACAGAGAGACAGCCCCAACCAAGUCACCAGGGUAGCGGUUGCCAUAGAGACACUGGACAUCAAUGACAAUGCCCCCGAGCUGGACCGACAAUACAACACAGCUGUGUGUGACUCCAGCACUGCUGGACAGGUGGUGCAGGUGAUUCGAGCGAUGGAUAAAGACCAAAGCAGCCACAACUCUCCCAUCCACUUCAGUAUUCCUGCAGAGUCCAGCAGCUCGCUCAACUUCUCCAUUAGAGAGCGGGGAGACCACACAGCAAGUUUGGUGCUCUUGUCAUCCCUAAAGGCUUUUCCUCGAUUUUCCUCUUUACCUACUCUAAAAAUACCCAUAAUGCUUCGUGACGGUGCCUCAGACCUCAGCAGUACAGGAACGGUUACCGUUACGGUAUGUCCGUGCCAAAACGGAGGCAUGUGGGCAGAAGAACGAAAACAACAAACGAACGAGAAGGAUAAAGUAUCUGUGCUGGACUGGGAGAGACAGGUGGCGUGUUUGCCUUUACCGUCAAACUCUCUGCUGCUGGGCGUCAGCUCGGCCGCUAUGCUGGCCAUCCUGGCCUGUGUGUCGACUCUUCUGGUAGUGGCAGCGCUCUCACUAUUGUUGCGGAGGCAGAAACGGGACACACAGUCUCCAGUGGAGGAUGAUGAGAUCAGGGAGAACAUCAUCACGUAUGAUGAUGAGGGAGGGGGCGAAGCAGAUACGGUCGCUUUCGAUAUUGCGACCCUGAAGAGUGCCCCCCAAAGCAUGCAAAGAGCACCGCGGCUUCGGGACAGCAAGAAUAUUUAUUCUCAGGAUAACUUGGACAGCAUCAGAACCUUCAGUUGGAGUCAGAGUUUGGGUUUGGACCCGCGCCGUCCCGUCUCUGCACCUCUCUACGGACGAUACUGCUACAGUAUCCAGACACUUCCAGCUUCGAGAAACAGACUCGGCCCAUUCAGCUCCAGGCUGGACCUCGCCAAACUGGCCUACGUUCUUCCUGGCAGCCAAGGCCAGGUUGGCAGCCCUUUAGAAUCCGGUUCAGUAUUUAUCGGCAAGAACAGGGAUGGAUUAAAACAGAAAAGAGCAGACGGAUCCACCAGCAGCAUUCCAAAAGAGAGCGAAACAGGAAGUGAGGUCAUCUCUGAGAGCCACACACUCAGCCAGGAUCAGUCUGUGCAUUCGGAUCAGGUUCUGUUCAUGAAGGACUCCAGUCAGAGCGGUUCCUGCUCAGAGGCCUCCAGCACUUCUGUGAGCCAUAAACCUGAGUCGUCCCCUCACUGCUUGACCACACGUGCCUCCAUUUCCACCAUCACCACAGAUGACUCCGUCCCUGCUUCGGCUUUGGAUAAGAAUGGGGACAUUCCGCUCAUCAGCACCAGUCAGAGCACAUCUGGCCUGGGUACGACGGAGAUGCCGUUCAGAACAAUGGAAGGUACAUUGCUAAGAGGCGGCAGAGGGAUACCUUUGACUGGGACAACACUUCUUUACCCAGAAGCUGCUGGACUAAUGGGCUUGUAUGGGGUGGGCGGGCAGAAUUAUGUGCCACACCUAGUGAUGCCCCUCCCAGGAGGGGCGGGGCUGGAUGAAAGGGGGUGGGGCUUGGGGAAUGGGAAACUUGGCCAUGCGAACUCAGAAAAGGCAGGUGCAGAUUCGUUGACAAACCGUAUGGGCGAUUUCCUUCAACACCGUCUAGCCCUGGUGACCUUUGACCCCAUGCAGCCACCAUACGACUCGCUGCAGACAUACGGAUUGGAGGGGGACGGCUCACAGGCCACGUCUCUCAGCUCACUCGAAAGUGAGGCUGAAAAAGAUACAGAGGGACAGAAACACAGAUUUGAGGAGUGGGGACCCAAGUUUUACAGGUUGCUUGAUAUUUUCAGGGAACGAGCGAAAGAAAAAGAGGAUAAUGAAAAACAACAGGGUGAGCAUUUAAAAGAAGAACAUCAGGAGGAGGAAAUGAACAAGACAGAAGACGACAGUGAGACAGAAAUUCGGAAAAAAGAUGAAAAAACUGAUUUGAACGAGACAUGGCAGGCCGAGGAGGAAAACACAGAAGAAUUGGAAGCAAUACACUAAAGAGGAAAUGAAAGUAAAGGGGAAGGAUGUGAUGUCACGUCGUGAGCUUUCAAAAGCAAUAAGUGCUGAAAGGAGCCAAUGAGCACAAUCUGGACAAAGAGAAUUUUAUAUUGACCUGCCAAAAACCAGUAUGUCAGUGUUUUAGAGGAACAGAGAGUUUUACGUAAGUUACAGUACUCACAUUCAUUUGACGUCCAGCCACACACACAGUGCUAACAUAGUAAAAUACAAACAUAUAAAUCUUUCACAUACUGUAUUUCCAGGUUUCAAUCUCCGAUUUUC